UCAGGUGCGACAACUUGAUUCGUCAAUCGUGAAAAUGGCGUCCAAAUGAGUACACACGGAAGUGACAAGGAAAGUAAAAGUGAGGAGUUUGAAGAACACAACAUUAGAGAAACACGUCCAAAGACUGAACAGGGAAUUUGACAGAAGAUGGCGCCUUCUGGUGGUGGCUGUUGCUACCCUGUGAGGAGCAGGAGAAGCACAGUGCUGAUUGUGAUUCUGUUGAUCUCAGCUGGUUUUAUGCCAUCAGGCGAAUCAGCUUUGGUUGCCAGAACAGAGUAUGCAAUGGAUCAGCGUUAUGAUUGUGUUAGCAAUGGCAUACAAGACGUGCCAAGGGGUCAAACAACAUACUUACGAGGCCGCAGUGGGAGUGGAACAGGAGGUACAGAGCUCAACUGUUUGCUGCAGUUCGCACCCCAGACCAAAGGCGACACCUUGAGAGUGUGGUUUGAACCUGGAGCUUUUAUGGAUGACUGCAAAGUUGAAUUACAAGUGGAGUUGAGCAAUGCAGGGCCAGUUCGCAAUCGUAAAGUGUAUGGGGGCUACAGUUAUGGCUGUUUGAGCCAGUCAGUUCCAGACGAGCUGAAGGCUGAUAAUGGAGUUGCCAGGGUUCAACUGAGGCGAGAAAAUUUCGACAACGUCAACUACAACUUCAGAUUAGCUAUAAGGGCACAGCGCUCUAUAGACGAAGCUGGUGGUGCUGGUGGAUCAAGCUCUGCAGAUGCGGGCAUGAUUGCAGGAAUUGUAGCCGGGGUCAUCGUUCUACUCAUUAUUUUGGCUGUUAUCUGUGUCUGCUGCAGGCGAAGGCGCCGAGAAAACCUGGCCAGAGAUCGAUCGCGAAACGAGCUGAAACAAGAUCUCACAAAAGAGUCUUUAAAUACUAGUAUUGGGUAUGACAACAAAGGUGUUCAAAACGGCAGGCUCAAUACUUCAGCGAAUGAUUCCCCGUCAUCAGAUAAAAAGCUACUGGUUGACAGGCAGCAGAUGACAGCGUUAGAUCGAUUUGGGCCUUCGCCUUCCCAGAGGCGACGUCAGCUGAAUAACAAGAGAGACUACGAUGAUGUUGAGAGGGGUAGAGGUGAGGAACAUAAUAGCGACUACGAGGAACAGGAAGUGAGGCCCAGAGAGAAUAGAAUGUACCAGGAGCGGGAGUUUGGGAGGAGACGAGAUGAUUAUAGUGACAGUGACUAUGAUCCAAGGAGAGAUGACUAUGAGGUGAGGGGUUUUGGCCGCCGACGUAAUGACGAUGUUCGAAGGCCUGAGCCAGAGUCGAGUAGGGAAGGUAACCAGGAGACACGAAUGCCCCCACUUUUGGAAGCCCUCCAUAAAAACCCUAAGUUCCGUAGAUCUUUCCAUGAGAAUGAGGCUGCGGCAGAAGACCGUGUGAGGCGUGUGUCUGGCAGCAAUGAAGAUAGUCGUUCCUCUGGAUCCGUUGAUUCAACAGGGGUGCCCAAACCACCUAAGUUGCCUCCUGUUCCAAAGUCACCCCCACGCUCACCUAGCCCCCAGCGUCGAGGUGAGAAAAUUGCAGGAAUUUUCCGCGCUCGCCCAUCCUCGUCUUCCUCUGAGGUUGCUCGUGUGGACGGGGAGACGGAAGUGAUGGGUGAUAGCCCCAGGUCGAGGGACGAAAGAACUCCUGAUCGGGAGGACAGAGAAAAGAAAGCUGACACAAGGCACACUCUGAGGCCAAACAGAGGGGAUGAGAGGAGACCUCGUGAAGAAAAAAGAAGAGACCGGCAAAUGGAGGAUGAAAGUGAGGAAGAACGUAGAAGAGAAAGGAGAGAGAGAGACAGAAGAGAUGAAGAGAGAGCAAGAAGAAGGAGACAAGAGGAAGAAGAAGAACAAGAAGAGGAAGAACGCAGGAGAAAGAAGCAGGAGAAGAAAGAGGAUGAUGAGGAAGAAAGGAGGAGGAGGAAACGUGAUAGAGAAAGAGAAGAAGAUAAAAAGGAGUAUGAAGGAAGGUUUAAAAAGUCUGCCAGCGGUCGCAGGUCCAAAGGUAAAGGCACACGAAUGGGUCGAUCGAGAAGUACUGGAAAUGCCCUAGAAGAAAUGGAGUCAAACUAUCAACGAUCUCGCUCCAAGUCACCGAGCAGCGUGCGCUCUCUCAACUUUAUAGAAGAUGAUGAUGAAGAUGAAGAUUUGGACAGCAACUACAUGCCUUUCCGCCGUGCUGGCUCCAAGACCUCCCUGUACGCCUCGCGCUCCUCUUUGUACGGCCGUCGGAGGAAGAACUCAAUGGGAGAGACUAUGUCUAUGUCCUCUUAUGCUCAUGAUGACAUGGACUCAAGGAUGGGUGACUUUGACAGAGUUCGUAUGUCUCAUCGGGACAAGGAGAAGAUGUUCAGGUCUACGGGUGACCUUGAGAUGAGGCCAGCAUCUGCCCAGAUUGUUCGUGACUGUGCUACUCAGACCGGGAGUGAGAGGGCGGUUUACGUCUAUGGCAAGAAGACCCUUGCCAAAGAGAGGCCAGGCAAACGAUACAGCAGAGGCACCCAGACUGGGUCAGGACGGGAGCGCAGAGACUCUGUGGGCUCUGCUAAAUCUGGGCGGUCGACGAAGUCAAAUCAAAAACUGAAGUCCCGUAGUAAGAGCCAGGAGAGUUUACGCCGAGAGAAGCGGUCACGAUCCAGAGGCUAUGAUGAUGAUGAAGAGAGUGACUAUGGGAGAAGGCGGGGCAGGUCCAAGUCGCGGGACAGAGAUUACAGCGAUGAUGAACUUGAUGGCCGAAGGAGGAAACAUCGAUCCAAGUCCCGGGAUAUUUCCGAUGACGAAGACGACAGACGUAGCAAGAGCUCACGCUCAAAGCCGCGGCCAAGGCCACGCCGGUCUCAGGGCACAGCUAGUGUUGACCUUUCAGACUCUGCUGAUGACUUUGAUGAUGACAAGUCUGGCGUUGCAUCUAGUGUGGCUCCUUCAUCAGUUUUACCAGGCAGCCACCAGGGUUAUCCUCCAGCUAUGUACCCGCCUGGUUACCCAAUGGCGUACCCAACACCUGGCGCCCCCUACGUCCCCGUCGCUCCUGUUGUUGUCGGUGGGGCCUAUGGUCAGCCUGCUCCCCCUGCUCAGAGUCGGCGCCCCCCUGUGGCCCCCAAGCCAACAAAAUCCAAGUGGGACCAACUGGUAGCCAUGACAGAUGGGGAGAAGCAACGACUUCGCCAUCAGGGGGAUUCAGUUGCAGAAACAGAAUCAGUGCUCAGCUCAGCGUACGGCCGACCCCCUCAAGUGGUGUACGCCCCUCCUUCCUACACUUCGGGGCAGCGAUUUCCAGACCCGAACUCUACGAUCAGCUCCGCGUACCCUGACUCAUCUGGUGCCUACAAGCUCUACCAGGGCAGCAAUUACGCUCCAUCAGACAGUGCAGUGUGAUGAGCACUCCAACGCUCGGGACACAAAGCAGCAACAUGCGACAGUGCUCACUGGUAACAGAAUGGGCUCUUGUUACAAUUUAAUCAAAGUGAAAUAACGAGCCUAUUUGCCUCGCUAUCAUUUUAUGUAAUAGUCUUAUAAAGUACAGACUUUUUAACCCUUUCACCUGUGGAGUCGCCAUGAGCCACCGAUAUUGGCAAACCCCUGCAGUCACCUCACACUGUCGAACAUGCUCUCCCGAUUUUAUCGCUAAAAUGCUUUACCUUUCGGUUUAGGCAGGAGGUCUGGUCAGAAAUGAUUGAAACGAGGCUAUUAAGUAAAAAGAAAGUCAUUUUUCAUUCUUUGAGUUUUUUAUUGAUUAGAAUGACCUAGAGAUAGCGCAUUUUAAGAUGCAGUGACAAGGAGGAUGCAAUGGAAUUGAAACUUGGAUCAAUCUCAAAAGCUUUGAAAUACACAAUAACCCAGCCCAUGAAUAGAUCCCGACCUACUAGACUCGUUGAAAAUGCAUCUUUUUUUAUCCAGAUUAAAUUGUAAAUAAUUUUUUUAAAAUGAAUUUUUAUGUAGUGUGGCACCAUGGUGAAAUAAGGUGUUCAUCAAAA
Molecule: messenger RNA, 3962 nt
Organism: Aplysia californica (California sea hare)
Lineage: Eukaryota; Metazoa; Mollusca; Gastropoda; Aplysiida; Aplysiidae
Product: trichohyalin
Exons: 9
Coding region: 148-3363 (1071 amino acids)
Source: RefSeq, a predicted model, not a curated record